Messenger RNA from Ornithorhynchus anatinus (platypus), 4922 nucleotides. RefSeq names its product MLLT10 histone lysine methyltransferase DOT1L cofactor (gene MLLT10). Gene Ontology annotation, biological process: regulation of transcription by RNA polymerase II. The transcript is spliced from 21 exons. NCBI's taxonomy places the organism in Eukaryota, Metazoa, Chordata, Mammalia, Monotremata, Ornithorhynchidae. The record is from RefSeq and is a predicted model, not a curated record. Bases 56 to 3202 code for a protein of 1048 amino acids. Gene Ontology annotation, cellular component: nucleus. Gene Ontology annotation, molecular function: nucleosome binding; histone binding.
GCGGGGUGGGGGUGGGGAGUCGGCACGGACAUGGCUCCUGACUCCAGCGCGGAACAUGGUCUCUAGCGACCGGCCCGUGUCACUGGAGGACGAGGUCUCCCAUAGCAUGAAGGAGAUGAUUGGAGGCUGCUGCGUGUGCUCGGACGAGAGGGGCUGGGCCGAGAACCCGCUGGUCUACUGCGACGGGCACGGCUGCAGCGUCGCGGUGCAUCAAGCUUGCUAUGGCAUUGUCCAGGUACCCACCGGCCCUUGGUUUUGCAGGAAAUGUGAAUCUCAGGAAAGAGCAGCCAGAGUGAGAUGUGAAUUGUGUCCCCAUAAGGAUGGUGCUCUAAAGAGAACAGAUAAUGGGGGCUGGGCUCAUGUUGUUUGUGCCCUAUACAUUCCUGAGGUGCAGUUUGCCAAUGUUUCUACAAUGGAACCUAUCGUCUUGCAGUCUGUUCCACACGAUCGUUAUAAUAAGACAUGCUAUAUUUGUGAUGAACAAGGAAGAGAAAGCAAAGCAGCCACUGGUGCAUGCAUGACGUGUAACAAACAUGGGUGUCGACAGGCUUUCCAUGUGACAUGCGCUCAGUUUGCAGGACUUCUUUGUGAAGAAGAAGGUAAUGGUGCAGAUAAUGUCCAGUACUGUGGCUAUUGCAAAUACCAUUUUAGUAAACUGAAAAAGAGCAAACGGGGAUCUAAUAGGUCAUAUGAUCAAAGUUUAAGUGAUUCUUCCUCCCACUCUCAGGAUAAACAUCAUGAGACAGAGAAAAAAAAAUAUAAAGAAAAAGACAAACACAAACAAAAACACAAGAAGCAACCAGAGCCAUCUCCAGCCUUGGUUCCCUCUCUGACUGUAACUACAGAGAAAACUUACACAAGCACUAGCAACAACUCUAUGCCAGGUUCACUGAAGCGCUUGGAAGAUCCGGCAGCUCGAUUUACCAAUGCAAAUUUCCAGGAAGUCUCGGCCCACACUUCAAGUGGAAAAGAUGUUUCAGAGGCUAGAGGGUCAGAGAGCAAAGGGAAGAAGUCUGCAGGUCACAGCUCAGGUCAGAGGGGAAGGAAGCCCGGUGGUGGAAGGAAUUCAGGAACAACGGUAUCAGCAACUAGUCCUUUUCAGCAAGGCAGUUUUGCAGGAACUCCUGGCAGCGUAAAAUCAUCUUCGGGAAGUUCCGUUCAGUCACCCCAGGAUUUCUUGAGCUUUACUGAAGCAGAUCUCCGCAGCGACAGCUAUACCCACUCCCAACCGCUGUCGUCCACCAAAGAUGCACACAAAGGAGAGGCUGGAAGCCAGGAAAUGGGGGGGAAUAGUUUUACUUCUUUAAUCGGCCUCUCUUCCACCUCAGCUGCCGUUGCCCAGACUAAAAACUUCGACAGCUCACCCGGAGAUUUAGGCAACGCCAGCCUCACUUCAGCAGGAUAUAAGCGAGUUCAGCCUUCCGGCCUUGAAGAAGACACUAUUAAGGAAAAGAAACGCAAAGGAAGUAAGCAAAGUAAGCACGGACCUGGGAGGCCUAAAGGAAACAAAACCCAAGAGAAUAUCUCCCACCUCUCGGUUUCUUCUGCUUCACCGACGUCCUCUGUAGCAUCUGCUGCGGGAAGCGUAACCAGUUCCAGUCUCCAGAAGUCACCUACGUUGCUCAGGAAUGGAAGUUUACAAAGUCUUAGCGUCGGCUCUUCUCCACUGGGUUCAGGUAUUUAUAGCAGCAACGAUGUAGCAGUCUCAUUUCCAAAUGCAGUAUCUGGGUCAGGAUCCAGCACCCCCGUUUCCAGUUCUCAUUUACCUCAGCAAGCUUCUAGUCACUUGCAACAGGUGGGGACUUUAUCUCCCUCGGCCACGGCGUCUGUCACCACUGUUGUCGCUACAACUCAGGCAAAUACCCUACCAGGAUCCUCCCUUAGUCUGGCUCCACCUCACAUGUAUGGCAAUAGACUAAAUCCCAAUUCAGCAAUGGCAGCACUAAUGGCGCAAUCUGAAAACAGUCAAACAGAUCAAGAUCUCGGAGACAAUAGCCGCAGCCUUGUUGGCAGAGGAAGCUCCCCCCGAGGCAGCCUCUCCCCCCGAUCUCCUGUAAGUGGUUUACAGAUCCGCUACGAUCAGUCAGGCAACAGCAGUUUGGAAAAUCUGCCUCCAGUAGCAGCCAGCAUAGAGCAGCUUUUAGAGAGGCAAUGGAGUGAAGGACAGCAGUUUCUACUAGAACAGGGCACCCCUAGUGACAUUCUAGGAAUGUUGAAGUCACUACACCAACUUCAGGUUGAAAAUCGGCGACUGGAGGAACAGAUCAAGAAUCUGACGGCUAAAAAAGAACGCCUUCAGCUGUUAAAUGCCCAGCUUUCUGUUCCCUUCCCAACAAUAGCAGCAAAUCCUAGUCCAAAUCAUCAAGUACAUACUUUUCCAGCCCAGACUGCUCCUCCUACGGAAUCCUUAAACAACAGUAAGAGCCCUCAUGUUGGAAACAGCUUUUUACCUGACAACUCUCUUCCUGCAUUAAAUCAGGAUUUAACCUCCAGCGGACAAAGCACCAGCAGUUCAUCGGCUCUCUCCACGCCACCUCCUGCGGGGCAGAGUCCAGCCCAGCCGGGCUCCGGAGUCCCGGGAGUUCAGCAGGUCAACGGCGUGUCAGUGGGGGCACUGACUAGCGGAGGCCAGUCUGGAACCUCCUCCAUUCCGGCCGGGCCGGGUGUCGGGGGGAUCAUGGGCACUCUGCCGGGCAACCAGCUGGCAAUCAGUGGGAUCGUAGGGGCUUUAAACGGAGUCAUUCCCACCCCUGGUACGGUACCCCAGAACCCCGCGCCCCUCACCCACUCAUCCGUGCCCCAGAACGCAACACAUCCACUGCCAGCCACAUUGAGUAAUAGUGCCUCAGGACUAGGAUUACUCUCCGACCAGCAAAGGCAACUUCUUCUCCAUCAACAGCAUCAGCAAUUUCAGCAGUUGUUGAAUUCCCAGCAACUCACACCGGAACAGCAUCAAGCCCUCCUGUAUCAGUUAGUCCAGCAACAGCAUCACCACCAACACCAUCACCAGCCUGAGCUGCAACAGCUCCAGAUCUCUGGCCCAGCCCAGAUCCCCAUCACUAACCUGCUUGCGGGGACCCAGGCCCCUCCGCUUCCGGCAGCCUCCACCAACCCGUUUCUCAGCCUCCACGGUGACGGCGCGACACAGAAAGUAACCAGGCUUAAUGAUAAAACUGGGCCUGUCACACAAGAAAAAAGUUGACCUCUGAGAAGUGGUUGGACUGCUUUUUCCUGCUGUUCUAGCACUUCAACUAGCUGCACAUUGCAGGCUUCCUCUCUGCAGCUAGGAAGAAAUGCAACAAGGAAUUAACUGCCAGCAAAGGAUUAAUCAUCAUGGGGAUUUUCUCGUAAGGCUUUGAUUUGUUUUCUUGUUGCUUUGUUGCACUGAAAUGGAGCUUUUUUUUCAGAUUUCAUGGACUUUGAAAGGAAAAAAGUAACUAUUUUUGUUAGUACAACAAUUUGCAUAAAAUGAGUGUUUCAAUCAGAGAGAAAAGUGCUGGAGUUGAUGCUCAGCUAGUUGUCUUGCUACAGAUUGGCGUGUUGACAAACCAGAGGAACGCCAGUCACAGAUACAAUCAGUUCUUCCAUAAUGUGGGGCUUGGCUACGUGUUUUGGGUAGAACCAGAUCGCAGAGUUGGGGCGUGACUUUCUGACAGCCUGCACCUUUCUGAAUAGAAAGCGACGCUCGUGUUGGAAGAAAAGUGUAAGUAUCACGGCACGGGCGUUCCUUAGCCCAGGAAUCCUUGGGCACUCCCCCCCGCGCCCCCCCCCCCCCCCCAAACACCAUCACCCCGAUUUCAGUUGACGUUUGUGGGUGAGUCAGAACCGACCCCUGACCUUGGACUGUAGGUAGGGCAGGCCCUCUGAGCUACUGCUGGUGGAGGACCGUCAGGUGGGGUAGGCCGUGAUUCUGAUGCUCAUGUUGACCGCCCCCCCCCCCCCCCCGGCUCGCCAGAUGAUGAUCUUGAGGCCUCCAGAGGUCAACUCAAAUGGAAAGGAUUUGGACCGCACGAGAGAGAGAGGGCCUCUUGGAAAAGUACUGGUUGUUUUUGGCCUAAACCAAGUGCCUGUCAGUAAUGGCUCUGGGCAGCCCAGUGUGCACUAGGCAAGUCCUUGGAAGCAGGCGGGAGAGCCCACCCUGCACCAGCUGCCUUCCCCGUCGCUCUGCCUUUAUGAAAAAUUUCUAUGCCACUGUAGAUAGCUCAGGCAAACCUAUUACCUGGGCCUGUUUUCCGCUAACGAGUCGCCAGCACAGUGAGUGGAUUUAGAUGGAUGCUCCGUUUUAUUUAAACGUCUUCCCGUUCCUGCCAGGGAAUCAUCGCCGGGGUCGAAACAGGGAAAACUUGUUCCAACCCUCCUGGUCAGGGCCGCUGAGCUCCUGGGGCGAGCGUGUGACAGAGUCAAUAUUAAACACUCGGGGAGAUAACCACUGAACUGUACUGAAAUAUGUGACUUCUUAGUGGAAAGGCCCAGCUGUAAUUAGACCUCCACUGUGUACUUAGCUGGAAGAGAGCAUGUUAAUUCUGCAAUAUGUCUCUGGUUAAAUGUUGCACAGUUCUUACCUCAUUUCUGUAAAUAAGGUUUUGUGAAAUUGGGUUUGUUUUGUAUGGUGAAAAAAUUAAGAAGAAAUCAUUGCUAUUUUGAUUUGUAAUAUUUCUAAUUGGUAGAUUAAAUUGAAAAAGAAUAAUUUAUUUUUAUAUGUGCAGGGGAAUUUAAAAAAGUCACAAAUCAUUUUUGUAGAUACUUUACAAGAACCAAAUCAGUGUGGUUUAUUUUACCAAACUCACUGGUUGCUAUCCUGUAACAAUUUGUAUAAAUGGUUUAAAAAAAAAUUGUGCCGGUAUUUUACCUAGAUGUAAAAUUACAAGUGUAUGAAAAGAAAUGUACAAAGGUUUUGUUAAUAAAUUUUAAUGAUGUUUAUA